UAUAGCUUUCUUCCACCUUCCCGGCCCUUCAUUCAACACAGCAAAACAGCCAACUCUCCCUCCUAUUCUUCUUCUUCCAUGUUUGACAAUAAUGGCCAGAAACCAAGCCCCCCAACCUCAAGGCUUGACCCAGGAAGAAUUUGCAGAGCUUGAGCUCACCAUCUCCACCUACCACACCUUCUCGCCGGAGCCCAACACCUGCACCUCUCUCAUAACCCAGCGCAUCGAGGCUCCGGCGGCCGCAGUCUGGCCCUUCGUCCGGCGCUUCGACAACCCCCAGAAGUACAAGCACUUCGUCAAGAGCUGCACCAUGACCGGAGACGGCUGCGUCGGAAGCAUCCGAGAAGUCACCGUCGUCUCCGGCCUGCCGGCGUCCACCAGCAUCGAGCGUCUGGAAAUACUCGACGACGACAAGCAUGUUCUCAGCUUCCGGGUGGUUGGCGGCGAGCACCGGCUGCAAAACUACCGAUCGGUCACCUCCGUCAACGAAUUCAACGACGGAGCUGGGAAGAUUUACACUAUAGUUUUGGAGUCUUACGCCGUUGAUAUACCGGAGGGGAAUACUGGGGAAGAUACAAAGAUGUUUGCGGAUACUGUUGUGAAGCUGAACCUCCAGAAGCUUGGAGCGGUGGCAAUGGCGUCUUUGCAUGGACAAGAGUGAAAAUAGGGGGUGGGUUGCGGCGGCGGCGGCGAGUGGGUCAUGCCUGGUUGGGGUUUUAGUGGUUGGAAGUAUAUGCACGACCUUCUGCAACUUGAAUUUGGUUUGUAUUAUUUUGGCCUAAUUAUUUUUCCUAAUUUGAUCUGUCCACAAUUCAGAAGAUACAGUUUUUAUUUUUAUUUUUUAUUUUUUUGGGACCACAUAUCAUUAAUCAAAGUUUGAAACUUUGCAUUGUAUUGUGUCUUCAAUAAUGAACCUGCAAAAGAAAUGGUCAAGACGACAAAGGGGUUUGUGCCCUUAUCUUGUCAUUUCAAGGGAUUUGUGCCCUUAUCUUAUCAUUUCUUAU
Messenger RNA from Diospyros lotus (date-plum), 1004 nucleotides. Its product is annotated as abscisic acid receptor PYL2-like. The record is from RefSeq and is a predicted model, not a curated record. Lineage: Eukaryota; Viridiplantae; Streptophyta; Magnoliopsida; Ericales; Ebenaceae. Gene Ontology annotation, biological process: abscisic acid-activated signaling pathway. The coding region runs from base 92 to 661 and encodes 189 amino acids. Gene Ontology annotation, molecular function: protein phosphatase inhibitor activity; abscisic acid binding; signaling receptor activity. Gene Ontology annotation, cellular component: nucleus; cytoplasm. The transcript has a single exon.